Messenger RNA from Linnemannia hyalina, 1341 nucleotides. NCBI's taxonomy places the organism in Eukaryota, Fungi, Mortierellomycota, Mortierellomycetes, Mortierellales, Mortierellaceae. The record is from the annotation of a GenBank genome assembly.
AUGUCGACAACCACCAACGAGAAGCCAACAGUCCUUAUUGUGGGAGCAGGACUGGGAGGUCUGUUGCUCGGUGCACUCCUCGAAAAAUCCGGAGUGCCUUACAACAUCUUUGAGCGUGCCGCUGCUGUCAAGCCCCUGGGUUCUGCCAUGUCCGUCGGUCCUACCCUGCUCCCCAUCUUCCAGCAGUUAGGGAUCUACGACGACAUCAUCUCCAUUGGAAAGUACAUAACCCAUACUGAGAUCUUCAAGGAAUCUUUGGAACCUUACAGACCCACCGACCAUCGACCCGUGGAGGAGUUCACUGGAUACGGUCAAUAUAUCGUCGCUCGUCCCAAAUUCUACGACAUCAUACUCAGGCAGGUGCCUCCCGAGAAGAUCCAUUUCGGCAAACGUGUUCUGAACAUCUCCGAGGACGAAAACAAGGCCACGAUUCACCUCUCCAACAAUGAAAUGUAUGAGGGUGAUAUCGUCGUCGGAGCUGACGGAGCUUACAGCGCCGUUCGUCAGAGGAUGUAUGAGCAGCUGAAGGCAAAGGGAAGACUGCCCAAGGAAGAUCAAGAAGACCUCCCCUUCAGCUGUACUUGUUUGGUGGGUCAGACCGAGGUCUUGGAUCCCGAAGAGUUCCCGUGUAUCAAGGAUCCAAUCUGCCAGUUCCGUGUCAUCCUUGGCGAGGACAGGCCCUUCACUGAGGCAAUGGAGCAGCGUUUCCGCAACAGCGAAAACUCGGGCGAGUGGGGAGCAGCUCCAGCCCAGACCAUGUGCGACGAGACCAGGAACUAUAGUGUGCAAUUAGGCGACGGAAAGAAACGCACCCUUGGUGACCUGUACGACUUGACCCCCAAGGAAUUGAUCUCCAAGGUCAUGCUGGAGGAGAAGGUUUUCAAAACUUGGCAUUACGGCCGCACCGUCUUGAUGGGCGAUGCUUGCCACAAGUUGAACCCCUCUGGAGGUCAUGGUGCUGUCACAGCGAUGCACGAUGCAAUCGCCCUCGCCAACCUUAUCUACGCCGUCCCCACCACAAACUCUGCGGACCUCAUUAAGAUCUUUGAGGAGUACCAAAAGGAGCGACUGCCAGCAGUGAACGAAUCCUUCAAUAACAGUCAGCUCAUGAGCAAAAUCAUGGAUCGCGGGAUCGAGGGCGCUAUCAUCCUUUGGCUCUACACUAAUAUUCCCUUCUGGCUCUGGAGAUUGAUGUUGGCCAAGACAGUUCGGUACAGACCGCAGGUUGGGUUCCUGCCAAAUAUUCCCCUGAAGGGCUCCGUUACUCCUUUCAAGUCGCCCAGUGAAUUCAAGGCAAGAGCUCUCUUUGAGCAAAACCUGAAGUCUGUGACUUCUGUCUAA